AUGCAGACAGGUGCACACACACUCAGUGACUCAGCGCCCAGGCAGAAGCACCGCGCGUUUAGGCAGCACACACUGGACUUGGCCACACGGGCACACUUGUGGGCCCACCUUCUACACUCAGAUCCAUCCACAGCACGCAAGGCCACCAGCCAUCCGAAGAAGCCCCGACCCCUGGCCCUCGCCCGCGGGGAAGCGGCCAGUUCGUGGCUCAGCACGUCACUCCGGGCGCCCGUUGCGUCAUCAGGGCGCGACUGGCAGCCGCGCCGGCGGAGAAUUGAAGUGCGGGCAGCUGCAGAGCUGAAGCCGGCGGAGCUGCGGGCGCGAGCGGCCGGGGCGGGAGCGGGCUGCGGGAGGCUGCUCAGGCCGGGAGCGCCGGGACAGGUGCGUGGUCGCCCUCUUGCCGAACCCGGCGCGACUCCCGCAAGCUGCCGGAAGGUCCGCUCCCCCAACUACCUGCCUCGAGCUCCCGGGUUCCCCGGAGAAAUGGGCCUGGCUCGUGCCCGCGUGGGGGUCGGACUUAUUCUCUACCCGGGAGACGCGGCUGCGUCGGGGCUUCUUCUGGGCGGGGGGACAAUCCCUGUGGGCUCAGUCCCCAGCGCACCCAAAGGGGACGUGGGGGCUUUGGCGUUGAGAGCAGCUGGUGCUGGGGACCGUCCGACGACAGAUGAGCACUGAUUGGAUUGAGCACUCACCGUGUGUAAGACACUGUGCCAGGCGCCUUAUAUGUAUUAUCCAAUCCUCCCAGCAACCCGGGAGGUAAGCUUUAUCAGAUCAUGCCCAUUUUCCAGAUGGGGAAACCAAGGCAUGGAAGUUAACUUGUCCAAAGUCUCAUAGAUGGUAACUCGGAUAUGUUUGGCUUCAGAGCUGGCCCUCCUGCCUCUAUCACUUUUAAAACCCAUAGUUGGCUCCCAUGAACCGAUAGUCUGGCGCCUCCAGGAUUUUUAUUUAUUUAUUUAUUUAUUUAUUUCGGUACUUAUGGAGCUUGGGACAAACGUAGGGAGGGAGGAAUGAGGCGUGGACUUAGCAUUGGCGGGAGACUCUUUCCACCUCCUCCCCUCCGCUCAUCGCUGGGGCCAGUUUAGUCUUCAUUUUCUCAGGCAGUAACCGGCUCCCCCUCUUGUAGCUACAUUCUGCACCUGAAACUGAUAGAGCUGAGUUUUAUUUUGUCAUACAGCAGAGUUUUCAUGCUAGGUGCGUUGCUUUACAAUUCUCUCUACUCGCCUAUUACGUUAGAUUGUUACUUAUGUAACAUUGUUAAGGGUGUAUAUAGUUAUGCUGAGGACAACAGUUACCACAGUAAAUCCAUGUGGGGAUUGUAAAGAAAUCAGAAUCUACCCUCCAAGGAACACUGUUAACCUGGACGUGACCUUUCAAGGUUUUAAAAGACUAAUUUAAGGCCAGGUGAGAAAUAGCCGAAAGUUAAACAUAAUUUG
Phacochoerus africanus (Common warthog) is the source of this 1433-nucleotide messenger RNA. RefSeq lists its product as uncharacterized. NCBI's taxonomy places the organism in Eukaryota, Metazoa, Chordata, Mammalia, Artiodactyla, Suidae. The coding region runs from base 1 to 675 and encodes 224 amino acids. The record is from RefSeq and is a predicted model, not a curated record. The transcript has a single exon.